GUUUGUUGCGUUAAGUGACGCGUACAUAGUAACAUUUUGGUAAUAAUUAAAUGGUUCUUUUUCUUAUUAUUAUACUUUUAAUUUAUUUUUUUUCUUGUUUUUCUUAAUUUAUUGCAUUCACAAUAAAAUAAAAUAUAUAGUAUAUAGAAAAAGGUCAAAAGAAAAAUUCAAUUUCACUCGCUAUUAUGAAAAGUUGGUCGAUCUCGUUUUUCUCUGCGUAUAUAACCUUCUGCAGUUUGUGUUCAGGAUCUGGAACCACUGAGAAAUAUGAUAUCGGUGAUCUUCUCAGGAAGAAAAGGCAUUUGCUCUUUCCGAACCCCCGAGGCAGUGAGACUAAAGUUCAAGUACUUUUUGGUUUGGGUCUACCAAUGGAGGGCGAGGUAUCCAUGACUUUGGGUUACGUGUUGAAGUGCAACUACAAUCUGCCAUACAAUUCAUCCGGUUACAAACAGGAAGAAUUUCGAUACGAAAGGUCGGCAGAUAUAGCUUUAUCAGAGCCAAGAAACGUGAAAGCGUCUCAAGGAGGAUUAUCAAGAUGGAAUUUGUAUCGAAUAUUGGAGAAAGCAUUUGAAACUUUUGGAUCAGGAAAGGCAUGUCUGCUACGUAUGGUUUGUGAAGCUGCGGAAACACCUUUCAAAGAGGGCCACGGCCUCUUAGGGGAACUUGUGCACGUCGUCUUUACACCCUCGACAACUUUCGAGGAAUACGAAAUGUAUGCGGAUCGCGAAUAUCACGCAGCAGAACACAUAGGACAGACGGCGAAUGGAAUGUGUAAAUCAUUCUACCCCGAGUGCUCCUUCAGUCCUCUGGAUUAUUUCACGAAAAAGAUAAACUUCUCGAAUGGAAAUUGAAACCAGCUCAAGCUUCAACUCUUUUUACUCUUCUUCCAUCUCACUUUUGUCGAAAACUCCAAAUUUAAUUAAACAACGAUAAAAGAGCACUUUCUCCAUGCAAAUUGGUUAUUGACAAUCUGGAAAGGAAGUUUUAAUUGAAUUCCCUGCUUCGCUGAUUUCUUCAUUAUAUUAAGCACACAAUGAUUAUAUAUAUAUUUUUUAACCUCUCUUCACAUAAAUACAAAGAUUUUGUUUAAUAGA
This is a messenger RNA of Leptopilina boulardi, 1094 nucleotides long. RefSeq lists its product as uncharacterized. The coding region runs from base 186 to 851 and encodes 221 amino acids. The transcript has 3 exons. The record is from RefSeq and is a predicted model, not a curated record. NCBI's taxonomy places the organism in Eukaryota, Metazoa, Arthropoda, Insecta, Hymenoptera, Figitidae.